GUGCCAGUUUCUGAGAUGGCAAAACCUUUAGAUCACAUCAAAAGACCCAUGAAUGCGUUCAUGGUGUGGUCCAGAGGCCAGAGGAGAAAAAUGGCCCAGGAAAACCCAAAGAUGCACAACUCUGAAAUCAGCAAGAGACUCGGCGCGGAGUGGAAGCUGCUCUCCGACGCCGAGAAACGUCCGUACAUCGACGAGGCCAAGAGGCUGCGGGCUCAGCACAUGAAGGAGCACCCGGACUACAAGUACAGACCCCGGCGCAAGCCCAAGAGUCUCCUGAAGAGGGACCGGUUCGUUUUCCCGCUGCCGUCUUUACUCGGGGACGCAGCGGAGCAUUUGAAGGGAUUUUCCAUGGACUCCUUUCUGGUCCCUGGCGAUAAAGCCAGAGCUCUCCUUGCUCCCGUCUCCUCCUCCUCCUCCUCGUCCUUUUCGCUGCUGGAGCCGGUGGCGCAGUUCAGCACCGGAGCUGUCCAGCGCAUGGCUGAGAUCCCGCACGGUCUGGCCGCCGGCGCUCUGCCCUACAGCGCGCACACGUUUGGGUACCAGACUGGAGGGAUGGGGGGUCUGGCUUGCCACGGACAGCACACCCACACCCACCCGUCACCCUCCGGCCCGGGGUACGUGGUGCCGUGUAACUGUAGCGCCUGGUCUGCUGCCAGUUUACAGCCUCAGGUAGCCUAUAUCCUGUUCCCGGGAGGGAUGACAAAGAGCAGCGUGGACUCGUACUCUUCAGCCAGCUCCAGUGUGUGACACACCGG
Molecule: messenger RNA, 755 nt
Organism: Plectropomus leopardus (leopard coralgrouper)
Lineage: Eukaryota; Metazoa; Chordata; Actinopteri; Perciformes; Serranidae
Source: RefSeq, a predicted model, not a curated record